Molecule: messenger RNA, 836 nt
Organism: Drosophila takahashii
Lineage: Eukaryota; Metazoa; Arthropoda; Insecta; Diptera; Drosophilidae
Gene: AANATL3
Product: Arylalkylamine N-acetyltransferase-like 3
Molecular function (GO): N-acetyltransferase activity
Source: RefSeq, a predicted model, not a curated record
GCUGUUUAAGCAACGUACCAGUUAAGAACAAGUUCACGAUGACCUCUAACACAAAAGAUGGAAUCACCAUACGCAUAAUGACCGAAGAAGACUAUAAAAAUGUGAAAGUAUUCAUGGAUGAUGACUUCUUCAAGUCGGAACCUCUGUGCCAAGCCAGCGGAGAAGACGUUCAGCGGCAAAACGAGGAGGAGAACGACGAGUAUCACCUGUCGAUGAUCGCCCAGGGCACCUGUUUGGUGGCCCUCGAUGAGAACAACGGCGGACGACUGGUGGGAUUCGUUCUGGCCGGAGCCCAGUUCCCCGAGGAUGUGGAACAGCAUCGCAUUGAGGCGGAGGCCAUGGAGCAGCACACCUGGGGACGCAUUUGCACCUUGCUCUCCAAAAUCGAACAGGAGGCGAAUCUGUUUGGGCGCUUUGGCAUUUCGAAAGUGCUCUAUUCCCACAUUACCAGCGUGGAUACUUCGAUGAGGGGCAAAGGACUGGGCUCACGACUCGCCGCCACUCUGAUGGAGGUGGGCCGAUCCAAAGGAUUCCCGGCAAUGGUGGCCUACUGCACCAGCUUCUUCUCCGCCCGCCAAAAGGAGGCGCUGGGGAUGCAGUGCAUCUACUCGCUCACCUACGCCGACUACAAGGAUGCCGAAGGACGACCGAUCUUCACACCCGCUGCGCCGCACACAAUGGCCCGAGUUAUGGCUAUUAAGCUUUAAUAGAAAUACCACUUUAAAAAUAAUCUCUAGGUACAAAAUAAUGGAACAAUAACGGGAGCUAGCGAAUUUAAAUGUGACUAGAAUAGUUAGAAAAAAAGAAAUAAUAAUGAAAUUAAAUAUAUACAGCAA